Seminavis robusta is the source of this 1137-nucleotide messenger RNA. The record is from the annotation of a GenBank genome assembly. NCBI's taxonomy places the organism in Eukaryota, Bacillariophyta, Bacillariophyceae, Naviculales, Naviculaceae.
AUGAAACGACUGACGGUGGGCAAGAGCCGCAGUUUCAACGUGACCAGACGGACCAAGAGCAGCAGCAACAAGAAGAUGGUUCAUUCGUACGACGACCUGCACAUCCACCGUUACAAUACUAAUCAUAGUCACGAUGGUGGCAACGACAGUGACAGCGACAGCAGUGUGCGAGCACGUGAUCCUACUAUGAAUAGUAGAGGAGCAGAGGAGGAAGAGCAAGACCAACUGGAUUGGAGCAGUUGGGCCAGAAGUAUUGGACUGCCGUUGGCGUUUUCCAGUGCGAGUACUAGUACUACCAGCUCGAGACGCACCAAGAGUCAAUUCCAACCGUCCUAUUUGCUCCAGAAACGCAAGGAAGCUCUGGUCCUAGCGCAGCAACAUCAGCAGUCGUCUCUCCAAGAGUACUUUCAGCUGUAUGCUUCGUUUCGACGUGCACGACAGCAGCGACACUCUUCUUCCUGUCUGGCGCUCUUUUGUCUAUUGGCUGCUUGUUAUGCGCUCUUUACUCUGGGAACAACGUCCACUACUUCCACUGCAACAACAGCCACGCAUAUUCCAUACAAAAACACACUCUUCCCAGACACGCCCUCUCUGUCAGUUCCUUCUACUUCUACUUCCACUUCUUACUACUACUACUACCUCAACUUGAAAGAAUCCGAUCCCCUCGAAAUGAUUGCCAAAAUGCUCACCCUCCAUGCUUAUAUUUACCAACUCGAAGAACCACACGGUAUUUUUGCCGGUGUCUGUGGUUAUCCCACCUUUCAACCCGAUGCUCUUCAACAAGCACGGCAACUCCUCGUCGAACUCCAUCUCGAGACGCUGCUUCAAUUUGAUGUCUGUCCACCGAUUGCCGCCAUUCAAACGGGAGAUCCUCAUUUUGUCGUCUUGGAAGAACCUCAAGUCGAUACGUUGCCGCGGUUGGAUUUGUUUACGCCCGAAUGGAAAUUGCACAUGACCGAAACACGACAAGCACGAUGGCAACAACGACAGUUUCUGCAACAGCAGGGAAUCUUGCAAUCGCCCGCAGCCACUACAACGACAGCCGAUAGUGGAACAGCCGAAGAGGCACUGUGGAAACAGAUUAUUGGAGAAACGACAGAAGCAAAAACGGAAACCACACAUUUGCGUCGGAGAUGA